UUGAAAUAUUAGUUUUGAUUUCUAUAUGUGUGUGAUGGUAUCAUAGUUCUAAUUCAGAAUGUGACAACGGCGCCCCAAUUUUUUCUAAGAAUAUGUCUAAAAUCUCUUUUGUUAUAAAUGUAAUAAUUUAUAUAUUUUCGUACAUUAAACACAAAAUAUACUAACUAGAAAUACAGUAUUAAAAUUUAUGGUGGAAAGGCCCACACUUUUCAUAAUUUUGUCUAGAACUUUAAAAACUUUUACACAUGUUUGCUAAGUUUUUUUAAAUGUAUUUUGCUUCUUCAGUCUUUUACUGCACAAUAUCUUAGGGUAAACUAUAAAGGAAAAUCAGGUUCAGUGAAGAAGCAGCAUUCAAGGUCAUAGUGCAGCUGAUGAACUUGUUCCAUGCAUCUAUUCAUCCUUCUACAGUAGACUCCAGUUUGUUGAGUAGAGUCGUUUAACAUCACUACAGAAGCCAUGCAGUGGUUUUACAUUCUUAUGAUAGUGACACAGUGUCUACAGAGUGCCACUGCUGCCAAGAUACUUGCUCUGUGUGCCGUCGCCUCUCACAGCCAUUCCCUCUGGUGUUAUCAGUACAUGGCAGCUCUGGCUGAGAGAGGUCACCAGAUUACAGUACUUGGAGUGGACAAACCCAAAAUUAAAAUACCAAACUUAACUACAUUCAUUGCUGAGGAAGUUUAUGAGAUUACUUUUUCGAACCAUUCUGUCUCGGAAUGGAUGUCUGAUUCAAAAAUUGGACAAAUGUAUCCUGCUUUCAAAACUUGGGAUGAGGCCUCAUCCACAACGAUACUGCAUUCAAAAGCACUGAAAGAGUUAAUAAGUCAAAAAAGAAACAUAGCCAAGCCAUUUGAUUUGAUUAUUCAUGAUCAUGGCAAUGCUCAUGCACUCCUUGGUUUAGUUCCUCUGUUCGGGAACCCACCACUGAUUUUGGCAACUACCUUUGGCUCCCCACAAUGGAUGACGUUUCGAGCCGGUAACAUCUUCAACCCUGCUUAUGUUCCGAGUAUGAUAACUAGUGCAGACUAUCACAUGACAUUCUACCAGAGAUGUGAGAACUUGUUCUACUACAUCUUCCUGGAGUGGUACACCAGAUUUGUCACAGAGCCAUUCCAAGAUCAGUUGAUGAGGGAGGUGUUCGGACCCAACUUGCCUCAUGUGAGAGAUAUCGUCAAACAGGCCAAUAUCAUCAUUGUCAACCACCACUUUGCUCUGAAUGGCCCAAGACCUGUCUUACCUGGUGUGGUUGAAAUCGCAGGUCUUCAUAUCUCUGAGCCCAAGCCAUUACCGCAGGACUUGAAAGACUUCAUGGAUGGAGCGGAACAUGGAGUGAUCCUGAUAAGUUUCGGUUCCAAUAUAGACUCAACCUGGUUUGCAGAAGGGUUUGAAAAUAUAGUAAUCACUGUCCUCCAAAAACUGCCACAGCGGGUGUUGUGGAAAUGGGAUAAAGAUCUUCCAAACAUACCGUCCAAUGUCAAACUGAGCAAGUGGUUACCUCAGAGUGAUCUUUUGGUGCACCCCAAAAUGCGCCUGUUCAUCACUCACUGUGGAGUUCUCAGCACUCAAGAGGCGAUCUACCGUAAAGUCCCCAUCCUGGGCCUCCCAGUGUUCUGUGAUCAGAUGGACAAUGCUCACUUGUUGGUCAGACAUAACCUCACAAUCCAAAUGAACCCUAGGACGAUUACAAGUGAACAGUUAUUGGAAGGCAUCAAGGAAAUUCUUUCAAAUCCUAUGUACAAGAAGAACAUGGAACGGAUGGGUGACUUGAUGACAGACAUGCCUCUGACCUCCAAACAGCAGGCAGUGUUCUGGAGUGAGUACGCCAUCAGACACCAAGGAGCACCACAUCUACGCUCAGCUGCUGCAGACAUGUCCUGGAUUCAGCUGCUAAUGUUCGAUGUCAUAGGCACUGCCUUCUUGAUAUUGCUGGUUAUUCUGUGGGUAACUAAGGGUCUCCUUUCACUUAUCAUGAAAAAAAUUGGUCUUUAUAAGCCCAAAAAUAAAAAAGAUUGAGUUUCAUGUGUUUAAUUUAUA
Homalodisca vitripennis (glassy-winged sharpshooter) is the source of this 2031-nucleotide messenger RNA. RefSeq names its product UDP-glycosyltransferase UGT5-like. The transcript has 7 exons. Bases 457 to 2010 code for a protein of 517 amino acids. Gene Ontology annotation, molecular function: UDP-glycosyltransferase activity. NCBI's taxonomy places the organism in Eukaryota, Metazoa, Arthropoda, Insecta, Hemiptera, Cicadellidae. The record is from RefSeq and is a predicted model, not a curated record.